AUGAGUAAGCCACUGAAGGACGACGAGGACACCGGCAGUGGUGAAGCCACCUCCACCUCCACAAUGGUGACGCCAGUGGAGAAUGCAGCAAUACCGAGUGUCGAGACCACAGACUGCUGCAGCUUCGCAGAACAUGGCAAGCUCACGUGGUGGUCGGCAGUGCUGCUGGCCGCGUACGUCGCCGGCUCUGUGGUGGCCAUUGUGGUGAUUGCCACGUACUCCAUUCGUCGACUGCCGCCUCCAUUAAGCAACACUCAGGGGAACGACACGGCAGUGGGCGGUGUUGCAUUCACGUUAUGGCAGACAUCAUGCCCAUCAGUCAGGCCUGGAGAAGUGUUUCACUGCACAACAUAUGUGGAUUGUGUCUUGUUGGGCACAUCGUGCGCUCCACCCGCUGUAUUGGAGGUCAUGCAGUGCCACACAGUCGCAGUUGCAGCAUCGGUGCUGAAUCAAGUGUGCGUGUCAGGGCUUUCGUAG
Molecule: messenger RNA, 477 nt
Organism: Trypanosoma grayi
Lineage: Eukaryota; Euglenozoa; Kinetoplastea; Trypanosomatida; Trypanosomatidae
Exons: 1
Coding region: 1-477 (158 amino acids)
Source: RefSeq, a predicted model, not a curated record